Molecule: messenger RNA, 726 nt
Organism: Papaver somniferum (opium poppy)
Lineage: Eukaryota; Viridiplantae; Streptophyta; Magnoliopsida; Ranunculales; Papaveraceae
Exons: 2
Coding region: 1-726 (241 amino acids)
Source: RefSeq, a predicted model, not a curated record
AUGGAGGAGGUCAAAAGAUGGUGGAAUGGACCAUUAUGUAUUGCUGGGGAUAUGAAUGCAGUGAGAACUAAUAAAGAAAGAAAUAGAAAAGAUGGAGAUGGAGAUGGAGAUAGCAGAAAUUACGCCUUCUUAAACAAUUUCGUUUUGAAUGAGGAGUUGAUUGUUCAACCUUUGAUAGCUUUCCCUAAUGCUCUUAAGAUUGCUCUGAUUAGAACAAUAUCUGAUCAUAAUCCUAUUUUGGUUAUUACUGAGCCUAGUAUCAGUUCUAAGCCUUAUUUCAAGCUUGAGAAGAGUUGGGUGGAGCAUAAAGAUUUUGUGAAGAAUGUUAAAAUUUGGUGGAGACCAAUAUCCUUUCAAGGUAGUAGCAGUUAUGUUUUCUUUAAAAAGCUUCAAAAUCUUAAGCAUAUGACUAAGACUUGGAGAAUUCAAGAGUUUGGGUCUGUUAGAAGAGAAAAUAUUAUUGUAACUGAAAGAAUUCAUGAUUUGAAUAUUAUGGAGGAGUCUGAUGCAUUAAGUUUAAAUCAUUUAGACGAAAGAUUGCAGUGUAAAUUGAAGCUCAAAUAUAUUGAGGCUUUGGAAGCUAGAAAGUGGCAGUUGAGAGCAAAACAAAAUGGUUUUAGAUGGGGUGAUUCAAAUACAAGAUAUUUCCAUGGUGUUGCUAAUUCUAGGAAGAAAAGAAAUACUAUUGCUAAAUUCCAAAUAGGAGGAGUUGAUUGUUUUGAUUAA